Racocetra fulgida is the source of this 238-nucleotide messenger RNA. The record is from the annotation of a GenBank genome assembly. Lineage: Eukaryota; Fungi; Glomeromycota; Glomeromycetes; Diversisporales; Gigasporaceae.
GUCGACUGAUUUUACUGGUUGUGUGGAUCCAUUUGAAGAUGAAAUUCAACAACUCGAAUUAAAACUUAAGCCUGAUACUCCAAAAGCUAAUUCUACGCUCGAGGUUAAUGUUUCUGGAUUUUUAGUUAAUGAUAUUGUCGAAGGCGAUGUAUUCGGUUUAUAUAUUCACAAUUUAUUCUCUCAACAACCCGUAUUGGUCCAAGAUAUAGAUAUUUGCAAGGAAGCUAAUGAAUGGUAG